Messenger RNA from Puntigrus tetrazona (Sumatra barb), 7747 nucleotides. Its product is annotated as ataxin-7. The transcript has 14 exons. Lineage: Eukaryota; Metazoa; Chordata; Actinopteri; Cypriniformes; Cyprinidae. The coding region runs from base 2351 to 4945 and encodes 864 amino acids. The record is from RefSeq and is a predicted model, not a curated record.
CCACUCACAAAACCGCCAAGGAGCGUUACGCGCGCGCGAGCGACUCCCAGAAAUGCUUUCUAGGCAGGCAGCGCUCUCGUUUUUGACACACCGCCGUACUGUCCAGUGACAGGCGUGCGCGGUGCAUGCGUGCUGCCGGAGUCAGCCAGUGACGUUCUUGUCCCAGAAUGCUGCCUGGUAAACAGACAUGGAAGCACCUGGUGAAGACCUCCACAGUCACUGAGCACUGCACUCGCUCUUUGAACUGAUCUUCAUUUUCAAUACACCCUAAAGCCUGCGCCUUUGUUCUCUCUAGAGCUCAACCGGGACCUCUGAAGUCCAGGGCAUUGAUUCCCUCACCAGCUUGGGUGGCAGUCUGGAAUCACCAUAGCUGAUGAGGGUCUACUGACCUGACCAGUUUUGUUCCAAUUUUUACUUUUGACAAGAUGAAUUGGCCCAGACAUAUUUGAUUGUAUAUGAGACACAUUCUUGCAAGUGGCGAAAUGGCUAAGUAUAGCCUAGAAUUUAUUUGCCAGUGCCUGUGCUCCAAAUUGUGAUCCAUAACACGUGGCUGAUCAGAGUACAUUAAUUUUAGAGCACGCAAAAGUGUGGUCAUCUUUUUAUACGUAAUAACAUCGACUUUAACUGUACCUCUAACUUUAUCAACCAGAUGGUGUUUGUGAAUAUCUGCAAAGUUUUGUAAAGAAUUGCAACUAAGUCCGACUGUUCUUUCGAUAAAUGACUGUAUUGAAAAUCUAUCGGAUCUAAAAAUGCUUAAUACCUGUGUGAGAAAACAGUGCUCAGUGCAUCAAAUGAUUAAUCCAUGGCUGUCAUUGUAAUAGCCUGCCAAAUGCACUAUUGUUAUUGUUGUUGUUGUUGUUGUUUUUUUUUUUUUUUUGUGAACAUAUUUGUUAUGCCCCUUGGAUAGCCCGACGUAACAAACUGCAUGCAUUGAAAUACUGAAAGUACUUUGUGUUAUAUUUCUGGUCACAAACGUAACCAGAGGGAUACUACAGAGCCUAUUUAUUCAUCAGUUUGCAGGUUAAGAUCCUUUAGAAAGUUGCAAGCAAUAACCAUUUAAUAUUUUACAAUACUAUCAAGCACUUCUUGUCGAAGGGAACGAUGAUCUAAGAAUAAAAGCAUGUUUCUUUUAACUAUACUUUGCUUUUUAAUGUAACUAUUUAUAAUGUAAAUCAGCCAGAAUCGGCCUUUUUUUUUUUAUUGGUCAUGAGUGUGACCGAUGUCAUUUUUACAUAUGGUUUUUAACCAUAAAGUCUUGAUCUUGAAUGAAUGGUUUACCCAAAAAUUAACAUUUUAUCACGUUGUUCCAAACCUGUAUAAAUUACUUCCUUCUGUUGAAAACAAAAGAAAGAUAUUUUGAAAAAUGUAACCAAAGCACUGACUUACAGAUUUUGGUUGAGCUAUCCCUUUAAUUGAGCAAUAAUAAUAAAAGACGUAACAAUUAUGUCUCCGAUAUGGUAGCUGUAUCUAUAUCAAUUGUUUUACACGCCUCCUUUCAAAACGAUAAACUGAAAUGAAACGGCUCAUGCAAAAAUGUUCAACAUGAAAUCCAGACGGUCUCCAUUUUGAUUUAUAGCUGAUAACUCCGUAUAAACACAAAAUAUGUAAGACCCCUCAAGCUCAAAAAAAAGAAAGAAAGAAAAAGAAAAAGGUUAGAAAUAUUACUCCUGGGAUUAAAUAGGUUAGCGUUUGUUGUGGGUCAAACAAAGUCACACAAAAGAGCUAGAGGCAUCAUGUUUACCUCCGAAAAAGCAUUAUAACGCCUUUUUUUUGUCGACAUAGGUAUUAAGAAAUGGGGAAUUUCCAAGACCAUCGAUUCAUCUUUUUUUAUAUUGAAAACACAUUAAGAUAUGCGACCCUGAACCGCAAGACCAGUCUUAACAGUGUUGUUUUUGCACCCUCAGAUUUUCAAACAGUUGUAUUUGAGUCAAAUUUUGCCCUGUCCUAACAAAUCGUAAAAAAAUAGGAAAGCAUUUUUUAUUCACAUUAUAUAUAAAUUAAAAAAAAAAGAACCAUUACCACUGGUCACACAUUUACGUUUUUUAAGGUAAACGUUUGUCCCCGCACGCAAGUGAAACCCACAUUUCCCUCGCUAUUUCUCCCACAAGCCUCGGCGAAAGGAAGUUUUGGGGUCGUGCUUAAACUUUUAUCUCCGUAAUCCGCUCUUAAUGUAUGUUUCGAGACGCGCCGCCUAGCGCAGCACGCGUCGCGGGGAACCGAAAGACGCCCUCGCGCGCUCGCUCGCUCGCUCGUGAAUGAAUCGCGCGUUCGGCUCAAUGUCAUUCAUUGAAGGAAUCCGCUCGGCCACCUUAAGCGCUCACUGCUGUGUUGUUACAUUGUAGCGGAAAGAAUGUCGGAAAGGGCCGAUGAUGACGUCAGGGGGGAGCAGCAGCAGCAGCAGCAGCGCAGAGCGGCCAGGCAGCUGAAGCAGCGGGGAGAAGCCUCCACAGCAAUGGCGACUGUUGCGGAGCGCAGAUCCCUGCCCAGUCCCGAAAUAAUGCUGGGACAGCCUUGGAGCGGCUGGGUCGAUGCUGUGAAACUCUACGGGAGCGACGGUGCGGAAUUGGAAGAAAGUUUGAAAGAGUGCGGGAAAAAUCGCGAAGCCAUGAGACUCUGCAGAGACGACAUGCCUAUCUUCGGCCAAUGUCCUGCCCAGGACGACUUCUACCUGGUCAUGUGCAGCCACUGCAGUCAGGUAGUCAAACCCCAGGCCUUCCAAGCACACUACGAGAGAAGACACAGCUCCAGCAGCAAGCCCCUAUCCAGCCAUGCCGCCUCUGCUGCGUUUGCAAACUCUCGAAAUAAGGGCAGCCUUGGGAGUGGAGUCGGAGCCGGGACUGUUAGUGGAAGCACACUUGCACGCCCCUCCAGUGCAAACAGCAGCACCCCGUCUAAAAUAUUCAAAUCAACCAAAGAGAAGCUGCCUCACCGGAAGCCUCACUUCCCCUAUAGGGUGCCGCAAGAAGAGAGCCCAAUCCCUGCAGUCAAAGUAGAGAAGGCCCAUCUGAAAGUGGAAUCUUCGCCCAAACUCCCCCACGUACCCACCUCUUCUUCCACUUCCUCCUCCUCUUCCUCCAAUACUGUGAGCACCUCUCCCUUGAAGUCAGGCCUUAACUUCCCCUCCAUACCAAAGGCUCCACAGCUGGCCCCUGGUCAGAUCCCCAACGGAAAGGGCCACCUCUCGUCCCAAGAUAAGAAACAGGACAGCAGCAGUGCCAGUAGCAGAAGACCCUUGUACAAGAGACAAGAGCGAGAGUUUAAUCCAGAUAUCCAUUGUGGGGUUAUGGAUAUGACAGCACGUAAGCCAUGCACAAGAUCCUUAACAUGCAAGACACAUUCCAUAAGCCAGAGGAGGGCGGUGCUCGGGCGGCGGCAACGCUUUGACACGCUGCUCGCUGAGCACAAGAGCAAAGCACGCGACAAGGAGAUGCAGUUCAGGUUGGACCCUUCACACCCAGCACCCCCUCUCAGGGAACCUCACCCUCCCCCCUUCCGCAUCUCACAAGACCCUCACCCGGUCUCCCAUGGCAAUGGCACUGCCGAUGCCACCAAGCCUUUGCCCCACAGCAAACCCAAACCUCAUAAUUCUGGGCUUCCACGACUCAACAGCAGUAACUCUCACAGUGGAGGAGACCCAGCCAUGGCCCACGACCAGGCCCACCAUUCUCACCCGACCCCUGUCGGCACCGAGACCAGCCGCCUCUCCAGCGACGAGGGGGAGAACGAGGAGAGAGAGGAGGCCACCGAAAAACUGGACUGCCAUUAUUCAGGUUACCACCCACGACCAGCUGCUUUCUGCACUUUUGGAAGUCGAUUGUACGGUAGAGGUUGUUACACAUUCAACCGGCGUUGGGAUCAAGUACGGUGUGCUCUCACCACCAUGUUGGACAAACAUGUCAAUUCACAAAUGUGGAAGAAAAUCCCUCUGGCCUUGGAGAACUCAGCAACAACACCGACAACCUCUCACCGGACAAGCACAAACUCCCAUUCUUCCUCAUCCUCCUCCAUUUCUGCAGGGUUUCUCAGCUUGUCCUCACCACCGCCUUAUGACAGCAAGCCAGUCCUGUCGUAUGGCACCACCCUGAACGCCCGCUCUUCUCCACAAGCCUCCGCUACUGAGCAGCCUGCCUACAGUGGCGCUUCUAGACAAGUGUCAGCCUCAUCACCCCAGAUGCCUUCAGCCCACUCGUCCUCGCUACCCUCGUUGGGCUCCAACCGACCCCUUAAAUCCCGAUCUGGUACAAAGUCCUUUAAGGCUCGGGAGCCAUCCUCCAGCCUAAGUAACUCUAUCGUCAAGGGCAGUACUAAUAGCAGUGCUAGCAUCAGCGGUAGUCUCAGUUCGGGCAAGAAGCGGAAAAACAGUUCCCUGCUUACCACCCAUAGCACGUACACCUCUGACUCUUCCUCAUCUUUUAAGAAGAACUGUGCGGUAAACUCGGGCAGCCUCGGCAGCGCCUACCACACCUCGCUCGCAUCCACUCCCGCUUCAUCUUCAUCGUCAUCAACGUUGUCGUCAUCCCACAGCGGGGUUUACAGCUUGGGGGUAAACUGCACCCCAGGCAGGGCCAACUCUUUGAGCUUGAAGCAGGAGUCGGCAGGACGUGGCCCUCCCUCAGGCAGCCCGGCCGAGUCCAUUAAACGCAUGAGCGUAGUGAUGAACAGCAGCGACUCCACCCUCUCCCUCGGGCCAUUUGUUCACCAGAGCAGCGAUCAUCACACAGAUGCACGUCUGGAAGCCAAAAGGAGGAAGGGCUCGCCUGGAUCUAGUAGUCUCAACAGCACAGCGUCCGGAGCAGGAGGGGGAGGAGGACAAGGUCCUGGCAGGCCCAAAAUGACCAAGUCUCCAUCAAUCAACAACAUCCACAGCAAGCACGCUCGCUCUAUACCUGGACCUCCGGGGCUCCCUAACAAUUCACUCAUACAUCAGCCAAAGGCUCGUCCCUGACACAGGUGUGGAGGCUCAGAGCGUGCUGAGCAGUAGGCUGGACCCAGAGCUCCCUCAGCCCCCUCAUGCCACUCUGCACGAGGCCUUCUUUUUCUCUUACUCUUCCCACAAUCCUCAGGGUGGAAUGCACACUGGGUGGCCCAUUGAUGUCCUUCGUGAGGAUUUCCUCCCAAAGCCAUGCAGGGGCACUCUCCGGGGAUAGGAUAAUAAGCCAGAGAGAUCUAGUUCUCCUGUCGGAGGUUAUAAUGAAUCUAUACAAUGCACCAUUGGGUACAAAGCCUGCUGCGUAGAGCAUGAGCUGCCCAGCCUGAGCACUUGCGCUGGGGUCGGAAGGUACAGAUUUGGGCUGGUGCGUAGCCUCGCCAACACUAUAAGCCUAGGAAGGAAGUGCGACGUGAACAAGAUGAGUUGCUUUAUCGAUAUUCUUUGGUAUGUUAGCUUGAAGGUGUGGACAUACGAGAACAUACUGGACAUACUGGAAACUGAAAUCCUACUCAGCCUUGGAGGAAGUGUACAGGAGAGGAACAUCCCUAAAGUAGACACACAGUCAACUUAAGUUAGUCAUACACAUGAUCUCUCACUGGAAGGCUGUAUUAGAUUGAGCUACACUCGCUGCAGAUAGACAUGACAGGAGUGGAGUUUCAACACGAGCAACCUAAACUUAAAAGAUUAUGCAAACUAGACAUUUCUUUAGACCACGUUUUGUUUACAGGUUAGCAUAUGUAUAGCAAACAGAACAAAAUAUUUAUCUUAUACCAUUUUCCAUUAUUUUAUUUUUUUAAAGGUUUCAUUUAGAUUAGAUUUUUUUUUGUUUUGUUUUUUAUCUUCAGGCUUAUUUCAGAGAAGCUAAAAGAGAGUUCUUUUAAGCUGAUUUAUUGCAAUUUCUGUUUUUACAGAAAAAUCUACCCCAAAUUAAACUCGAACACCUUGCAUUAGCUAAAGCGCUAUAUUUUUUCUUUUUGACACGCUAGUAGCUUAGCAUGUCUUUUCAGAACCAUGAGCAACAGUCGUCUCUUGAAGCUCCAGAAAACACUGUAAUCCUCUUAAAAACCAUGCCUUGGACAACACAGAUACUUUAGGUACAUUAAGGGCUUGAUUCAGUGAACACGUGCAAAAAUUGCUCCUGUUGGAGCAAAACGAGAGACGGCAGGUGACGUUUCACCUCCUCCGUGUCACCCAUCGUAGCACUAAAGAAGCAUGUGCUGAAAUCUUAAUGUACUAAAAUCUGCAGUCUCGCUCAAAUGAUUGUAGGAGAAUUUCCUGGUGAAGAUGCCUUAGGCAUGCAUGGUAUUGUUAUGUGCCGUUUCAAUCUCAGAAAGGGGGUCAUGGCUAGCUGAGGUUGAGCCAUGGACCAACAUUACAGACACACUAUCAUCUCAGCAAUGACUCUCAAUACUGUGAGACACAUAAACAGUAGUCUGGCCAGCACCAUCUCAUCAAAUAACCACUACCUUAUACUGCGACUGAACGUUCAAGCUUUUGUUCUUUGUGACCCUAAAGAGGUUAGUAGCUAGACAUUCUGAUUUAAAUCUCAUUUUCAUUGUGGGUCUGUCGACUUAAAGGCAAUAGGUCCUUCUUUGGCUCAUUAAUCUUCAUAAGAGGUCUUGAGGUGGAUUUUGUUGUGUGUAAGUUGGGGCUUCUCUUUAAAACUCCUGUAAAUUAAUGAUCUCCACUGAUGUCAGUCAGCAUUGGUUGCUGAGAAGUACAGCAUGUUUUUUUUGUUUUUUUUUGUGUGUGUAUUUUUUUUCCUUCGGCUUUUUCGUACACAAAACCGAAUUCAAAUAUUGAAGUAUCCCUAUUUCAGAAUACAUAUUUUGUUAAAGAAUUGUACAUAUGGAGAUGUAUUUUUGCACAGGCAUUUUCGUAAACGAUUUUUGGUACAAUUGAGAUCAUUAUUAUUUAUUUAGUAAAUGGAAACAUUCUAAGAUUAUUAGAAGUGGUUCACUGCCAAGCCGAUAAUGCAAUACGCCACUCUAUCCGACCAUAGCUUCUUGUUAGUCACCCGCCGAGUUCCCCCGAGACCGAUUGUUGCCACAGUAGUGGGAAAAAAAUCAUCCACAGUAUACUAAGUUGUUUUUUUUUAGGUGUCAGUAGUGCUUCUUUUCCCUCGUGAUGCUUCCCCAUCUCGAACCAAGAGGUCAGAGAAUAUGAUCAAAAUGGCCCGUUUAACUGUGCAAAAGAUUUCUGGCUGGCCGAUGUUAUUUUGUAGGACUUUUCUAACUGGGUGAGGGAACAAAACAGUUGUACAGUGCAAAAUGUGCACCACUGUUGCCAAACGUAAUUGGAUACACUGCUUUUUAGUUACCUAUUCAUUUGCUUUUAACGCUGACAAAAAAAAAAAAAAAAAAAGAGAAAGUGCCUGAAUUAGUUUUUCAUCGACUGUUGUCAAGGCAGAGCUUUUUAGUUUAUGUAUUCUUCUUUUCACAGUACUUGAAUGUUAUUUAAGGGUUUAGAAACUUUUUAAACCUGCCUAGGAAUCUCUCACAUCGCCCUUUUCCCCUUCAAGUAGAGCUGUAACUCUGAUUGAUGAAAUGCAUGGCUGAGGAGUAACACUCGACAAAGACAUGAGAAACGCUUAUCAGUCCCUUGUAUUCUUUUAUGACUACUUUUGAUAUUAGAAAUUUUCAAAGCGAGAGGGAUAGAUAUUUUUGUGGCUAAGUCGGUGAUUUCAACCAAUGUUUUAGGCAGAUAAAUGUACUGUUUACCUUGAAAUUGUAACUCCACUGUUUUCAGACGAUGAAAGCUUUGUGAAGAUGUUUGAUUAAACACCACAGAUCUGGAAUGUGAAUCGAAGAUGAUAAA